Aspergillus brunneoviolaceus CBS 621.78 is the source of this 1068-nucleotide messenger RNA. Its product is annotated as checkpoint protein HUS1 family protein. The transcript is spliced from 6 exons. Gene Ontology annotation, cellular component: nucleolus; checkpoint clamp complex; site of double-strand break. The record is from RefSeq and is a predicted model, not a curated record. Gene Ontology annotation, biological process: telomere maintenance; nucleotide-excision repair; meiotic DNA integrity checkpoint signaling. Lineage: Eukaryota; Fungi; Ascomycota; Eurotiomycetes; Eurotiales; Aspergillaceae. Bases 1 to 1068 code for a protein of 355 amino acids.
AUGCGUUUCCGAACGAAACUCACCAAUGCGGAGACUUUCUCCAAGCUAACCGCCUCCCUCUCAUCGCUGGGCAAGACCUGCUGGAUGCGCCUCGAGCCAGGCAACAUCCGCUUCACCAUUAUCCCCGACCAAGGCACCCAAGUAUGGGCACAAUUACCAAUUGACGCCAUCUUCGACGAAUCAAGCUACAUCCUCGAAUCCAACUCAGGCGGAAUCAUCAACCUAGAAGUGCCGAUCGGCGCCCUGCACCGGGCGCUCCGCUCCGCCGUCGACGCCAAAUCCGCCCAACUCCGCCUCACCCAGAAGGGCCGCAUCCCGCUCCUGGCACUGACCAUCCGCACGCUAUCCUGGGCGCCCGGGUCCAACGCACUGGGCAUCAUCACCACCGCACCUGGAACCGGAACCGGAACUGGUCCGGGCAGCGACACCCCCAACGGGCCCUCCCGCCCCGGCCGCGAACGCGAAACCGUGAUCACGCAAGAAAUCCCCGUGAAGGUCUUCCACGAGUCCGCCGUCGAGGGCCUCCACGAACCCCGCUGCCGCGACCCAGACGUGCACAUCAUCCUCCCGAGCCUCGGCCAACUGAAGAGCAUCUCCGAGCGGUUCACCAAGCUCGCCUCCCCGGGCCAUGGGUUUGCGUCCGCGGCGGAUGCCGCCACGAAACCCACCGCGACGGGCGCGUCGGCCGCCGCCCCGAAACUCGAGCUGUCCGCCAACAUGCACGGCGCCCUCCGGCUGGCGAUCGCCACGGACGCCCUGCGCAUCUCGAGCGUGUGGACCGACCUCGUCAACCCCUCGCUGGACCCGGGCCAGCUGUCCCAGGGCGAGAUCGAGCGGUUGCCGAGUGAGCGGAUGCGCGCGGUGCCCGGGGAUGACGAGGCCGGGUGGGCGCGCGUGCGGAUCGAUGGGCGCGACUGGGGAAAAGUGUUGAGUGUGGGGAGGUUGAGUCCAAGGGUGGUUGCUUCUUUCGUUCACGAGACGGCCUUGAUUCUCUACGUCUACCUUCCUGGGACAUUCAAUGAAGAGGACUCGUGUCUGACGUACUACAUCAAUUCAUAUGCGGCUUGA